Messenger RNA from Ilex paraguariensis (yerba mate), 210 nucleotides. The record is from the annotation of a GenBank genome assembly. NCBI's taxonomy places the organism in Eukaryota, Viridiplantae, Streptophyta, Magnoliopsida, Aquifoliales, Aquifoliaceae.
AUGGGGGUGGAGAGGUUGGCGGCACCCAUGGCAUGUUUGGAGGCUACUUCGGCAAAGGAGGUGAACAGCACGUGGGAGGUGGUGAUGCCGACUAGGCGCUGGGUAGAGCGACACCAAUCACAGGCGACGACAAAAAAGAAGGGUCUUUUGGCGACGCCUUGCAAGCGCAGGGACAUUGGCGACAGUGGAUUGGACGACGCCCCUAAGUAG